CCGGUCACGCAUGCGCAGCGCUGAUCUGCGGCGGAAGCAGAGGUGACCUCAGCCGUGGGAUCCGCGUGUCUCCAUUCCUCCGUGGUCAACAGCUCGCCGGGAAAUGGACAACUUUGACAACUUCAGCUCGUCGGAGAAGGCGGAGGCCACGGAGCUGCAGAGGAUGAUCGCCGUGGAGCAGCAGAAGGCGCAGUUCCAGGCGCAGGUGCACAACUUCACGGACGUCUGCUGGGACAAGUGCGUGGACUCCCCGGGCUCCAAGCUGGACCACCGGACCGAGGCGUGCCUGGUGAACUGUGUGGAGAGGUUCAUCGACACCACCCUGAGCAUCACCAACCGCUUCACUCAGAUGGUGCAGAAGGGAGCUCACUGAGGGCGCCGGGACCAGGGUCUGCUGGGCCGCUCCGUCUGACGGGGGGGACGGAGACCCGGGGGGGACGGAGACCCGGGGGGGAAGGAGACCCGGGGGGGACGGGGACCCGGGGGGGACGGAGACCCGCGGUCCUCUGACAGACUGCUGGACUGUAUGAUCCGUCCGUGGCUCGACCAGAGAGGUUCCUGCUGCGGGACCGCCGACAUCACAACCGUUGACUUCGGGUUCAUUCCUGUGCUGCUGGUUUUCAGUUUUAUGUCAUUUGUCCACAUGGAGGGAAGUGUUCUGCUGUGUCCUCUGUGGAAUUAAAAAAGAAACAAACCUUCUGGGAAGAA
Cololabis saira (Pacific saury) is the source of this 708-nucleotide messenger RNA. RefSeq names its product translocase of inner mitochondrial membrane 8 homolog B (yeast) (gene timm8b). The transcript is spliced from 2 exons. Bases 104 to 373 code for a protein of 89 amino acids. The record is from RefSeq and is a predicted model, not a curated record. Lineage: Eukaryota; Metazoa; Chordata; Actinopteri; Beloniformes; Belonidae.